GGUUAAAGGGUGUCUGAGAACAUUUCGCCGAAGAGAGAGAAAUGUGGUCGGGACAUCUAUAGUAAAGAGAGCAUUUGGAAGACCUAGGCGUGAACGGUCGUUGGAGACUCAGGGUCUGAGGAUCCAUCCGCCUGAGAAUAGUGUCCAGUGGACAGUCGGAGAUGUCUGUCGACCAGCUGCGCGACUGUCAUCUUCUCAAGAGGGACUCUUCAGCAUGACGUCAGAAUUGCACGAGUUGAAGUGACCGCUUCUCAGAAUGAAGUCAGAGUUCGCGAUGCCUGACAACAGUCUAAUAGGAAGAUAGUCACCUGGACUGAUAGACUGCUUGCACUAACUGCGGUCACACUUAAUAAUUUAUUUAUAUAUUUAUACUUAAUUUAACGACGCUUUUUCAGUGGCCCAGGUGUAUAGCGCCGAAUAAGAUGAUGAUAGUGAAUAGGAAAGGAUGUGGAAGGAAGCGGUCGUGGCCUAAUUUAAGGUACUACCCCAACACACUUAAUCAUCAUCAUCAUUACGAACUGUGUAGGAUUGGACUUCGAUGGCCGUUCUUAACUUGUGCGCUUGGUGCCUUCAUAUUUUCCACGGCAGGUCAGAAUACUCUCGUCUCACUGGUCUGAAAUCCUGUGCCAGCUUCGGCUACAAAUUGCAGCUAAUUCUGGUUGUGGUCCAGGGUCAUGAUCGUCACUUCUAAUGCUUCCGUGUCUGAGAGACAUUUUACUGGUGAUUCUCCUUGCGCCUGACCCCAGUGAAGGUCGCGGAAACCUAAUUUGUUCUGCUUCAGUUUGCCCUUCCUUAAGGUCCAGGCAACGCACUCGUGUUCCAGGCCAGACGAUGGUGACGAGCGAUGCAGGCCUAAGCCUAUCCUCUUUUAAAUUCUCUUUUCGUUUUCUUCUCUUGUUUGAGACAAAUCUAGCUGAGCUUACUUAAGUUCUAUUGUUUAAUCAGUACUUUUAUUAUCUAGAGUAACUUUUAAGCAAUAAAUUUUGAUUUCGUGCAUUCAUAGAUUAAAUUUGGUUGUCAGACACGUUCACCUACCAGUCAUUAGAAGUUCUUCGUCCAAAGAACGCACAUGACCGUCUGUCCGUCCGCGUUAUUCAACCCAACACCUGCCGCUUUACCAUGGUUUUCUCUGGUUACCGCUUUUCCACUCGUCAAUUUUCUUAUCAUUUUCCCGCUGGGAAAUAAUGUUGCGAGAGACUUCGGUUCUUUGUUGUGUUUUGAAGGAGCCCGUUCACGAAGCACGGACUAUAAAGGGUCUUCAGCGCGAGACAGCAUUUCCGGCCACUACGACACGCAACCAUUAUUUUCAAAUUCCUUUAUACGUGAGCUUUGAUUGUAAGAAGAGUCGUGAUGAGCGGCGAGCUUGAAAUAUCUGUUGCCAGCUUCAAGCUCACAUUUGUACUUACAGAAAAAAUAACAUUUCACGAACAACAGCUCAUACCAUUUCUUGAUCGGUGUCCGUUAGGCAACGUAUGAAGAGUCCACCUCCCCACAAAGUGCCAAAGAUGUUCGAGAAGGACAAAGGAAGACCACUCUUUGGAUUUCAUGGCGACUUUACCUUGACAUCAUAUGCGCCAUAGAAAAAAAUCAAGGUUGUUUGUAUUUUGUCUCAACACCAAGUCAAAUCGAGCAUGGUGAAAAGCACGCAGUCAAACCAGAGAUUGUUUCACGGUAUAAUGAACCGAAGAGUGGCGUACGUGUUGACGAAAUGGCAACGACAUGCAAACUCAGACUGUUCUGCAGCGUGAAAGCAUUUCGCUGUGUCUUCUGAAGAAUCCAGAAUGGCAAGGCAUUUUCGACGUCUCCUAUUGUUCAAGAGGUGCGUUCCCACAUCAUCCGAAGAGCCUAAAAUUGUGCUCUGGAGAAGCUUAUGCCUGAGGAAAUGGAAGCUGUUCGAGAUUACCCGAAACCACAGAAAGAUACUACACCGACAACGAAAAGAGGCCUGUGAAGUCGAAGCCUGCUGCAUAGUUGUGUCCCAAGACAACAGACGGAAGGCUGAUCUCAAGUAUCGAACACGUGUAAGAACCACUCCUCGGAAAAUAAUCUAAUUCAGUGCAGUUUAGACUGAAGCUGCUACUGUAAUCUAGUCAGGUUAGGUUAGGAGUCACGGCUCCUGACGUUAAAACGUGGUCACUUUGAGAGGGUCAAGCCAUUCAAAGAGGCACUGAAUUACCCAUUUUCAGAAUUACGACGGCUGGCUACGAUGGUCACAAUGCAAAUGUCACUUUCAGUAAAGUAAAAUAUCCACGGUAUAUGAUUUGAAGUUGUAGCGACGACUGAAUUCAGUAAAAUCAUCCGGGGCAAUCAGCGACGUCAAAUGGAUACACACAUGUCUGACUUCACGUCAGAAACCUGAUGAUGGGACCAGAGAUGGUUCCGUAAACCUUGGUUUCUUCGUGUCACCAUUUGACUCGGCUGCUUGUCCCAGUAGAUUUUACUGAAAAAUAUCCACUGGUCCGACCAAUUGAUUCAUUACAAAAGAAGUCACGUUUAUAGACGAAUUUCUUGCGUAUUUUUAGAUCAAAUCGUCCGUCAACUUGGGUUUUCUGUUUCGAACUGUCGGGUUUCCACUCUUGACUUCCGAAGGGAACAAAGUACGGUAUUUAAUCAGGGUGAAAUGGUAUUGAGUCUGCAGUUUUCGCUGCUGGAAGCACGUGCCUUGUGUUUUGCGUGCCUCUCGCUGACGCAACGACAGCUGUUUUAUGACGUCUAAACAAGUAAGCGGGUUGGAUUUUCGCUGGUCAGUCCUCAACUGUGUAGUGAAGAGUACUGUCGUGUCCGAUAGGAGUGGCGUAGUGAAUAAUUUUAUGCACAUUUCCGUGUAUUUUUGUUGGAAAGUUUGUGUGAAUGUACGAUCAUGUUAAUACAAAGUUAUAUUUCAAAGCUUCCACACCAAGUCGUUGAAUCGGACAUGUUCUUAUGUAAGCAGAGUACGAUCGGUGGUGGUCGCAGUUUAUGGGGCACUGCGUAGUCAGGAUCAAAAAAUAGUUUUUAGAGUGUACAGUUUCUUCAAGAAUCACGCGAAAAUGUGAAGAUGAACUAAGCAGGCCGAAUUUCUCAAAGCUUAAAGACGUUCUACAUUUCGAGUGUUUCGCGGAUGAUGCCGACGCUGUUUCAUUGGCUCCCCUGGACUGAAACGAAGCUGCAAGUUGCUCCAAGAAUACCAGCAUUGAAGAGAUGGAUUUUCCUGACCCUGAGGAGGAGUUUGACAUGAUGUAUGCAGAGGAGUUGGAGUUGAUGAGAGAACUAGAAGAUCAAUGCUCACAUGCGGAUAGGGGUUCAUGCCCCAAGUCAAAGCGCAGUUUGGACUUCUCGAGCCCCAAAGCACCAUCACCCGUGGCUCCAGCACUGGGGGUGAUGGAUGAUGUGGAGUUGCAGCUCCCAGAAGUUUUACCUGCAGCCCCACAGACUGACGUGGGUCUUCCUGGGGACAGUGACAGGAAGAGAAAAGUGACAGAGUUGUUUGGAGACAUUAGUGACAUGGAGCUUGAGGACCUGGACAGUUUGGACAGUCUUUGCGCAAAGAGACAGAGGCAAGCCACAGGGGAAACUGAUGCAGACCUCAUCAAGAGGAUCAAAGCACAAAGGCAACUGGUUCAAGCUCAGACACAGUCCCGGCAUGUCCUCGGCGACUCGCCACAUUCAGACGUGAACACCAGCAACGUAACAUGGAGGGUCCCUAGGUAUCCAUUUGUGUCUGUGGCUUGCAGGAAUGGAGAGAGGAUGUAUGUCAGACUGCGCUCCGAGGAAUACUUUGAACGACAGAUCAGUAGCAUCACGGCACAGAGCCGUACCAUGGGACUUUUGUCCAUCCCGUACCAGUCACUGUGGGACCAGGCCCAGCUUUAUAUACAGAAGAAGCUGGAUCAGGCAGAAGCUGACCAGAAUGCUACUGAGACUGCCACGGAGCCCAUUGACACUGGAUGUGCGACAGUGAGUGGUGAGGAGGACAAUGUUGACCUGUGGGUAGAGAAGUACAAACCGAAGAGCUACCUUGAACUCCUGAGUGAUGAGGGAGCCAACAGGACGUUGCUGCGCUGGCUCAAGCUGUGGGACAAGGUUGUGUUCAACUCAGAGAGGAAGAUAAAACACAAGGGCAAGCAGGAGGGCAAGAAGGAGAACUUCCAAAAGUUUGGCAGUGUGCUGAAUGAUGAGCUGGAUGAACAUGGCUGCCCGCAGCAGAAGGUGGCUCUUUUGUGUGGGCCCCCAGGCCUCGGGAAGACUACAUUGGCUCACAUGGUGGGCACACAUGCAGGUUACAAUGUAGUGGAGAUGAAUGCUAGUGAUGACAGGAGCCCAGAUGCGUUCCGGACCCAGUUGGAGGCAGCCACACAGAUGCGAUCUGUUAUGGGCACAGAACCAAGACCUAACUGCUUGGUGCUUGAUGAGAUUGACGGUGCGCCUUCGGCGUCCAUAGAUGUUCUCAUAAAAUUUGUGCUGGGGAGGGACACAGGCAAGGUUGCACAUGGCAAGAAGAAGAGGCGUGGCGGUGGCGUGUUGAAGCGGCCAGUCGUGUGCAUUUGUAAUGAUGUGUAUGUCCCAGCCCUGCGAUCGCUGAGACAAAUUGCACUCAUUGUCCAGUUUCCACCAACAGCUUCCUCAAGGUUGGCACAGCGACUGCUUGAAAUUGCUCGUAAACAACACAUGAAGACUGACAUGAGAGCGCUCGUGGCUCUUGCUGAGAAGUCCCACAACGACAUUCGCUCUUGUCUGUCUGUGCUUCACUUCUUCAAAUCACAGAAGAAGGACGUCCGCCUGGUCGACAUUCAGAAGAGCAGUAUUGGGCUGAAGGACGUACAGAAAGGCCUGUUCACUGUCUGGCGGGAGGUAUUUCAGAUACAGCGUCCAAAAAGGAAGACGUACAGCACGGCAUCAGUAGCCAGGAAUGGGAUACUGGAACCAAUGCCAGACCUGAACUCCCCAGAGAUGAAGUUCGGUGACAUGUCUCUUGCUUCAAGGAUGCACAGCGUUUUGCAAACUGUGCAGUCCUGCAGUGACUAUGACCGCCUCGUGCAAGGUGUCUACGAGAACUUCCUCAACAUGAGCUUCAGGGACAAUCACCUGAAUGCGGUGUCGCUCGGACUGGAAUGGUUCUGCGCCGCAGACGUGCUGAGCCACAAGAUCCACACGACGCAGAACUACGUUCUGAUGCCGUAUCAGCCAUUUGGAUUUGUGGCGUGGCACUUCCUCUUCGCCUCUCUCUCCUGGCCGAAGAUCGCGUACCCCAGCGCAGGCUACGAGAUGUCGGUGAGGGAGCAGAGGGCUCGACAGGUUCUGAAGGAGCUCAUGCGGGGGAUGGCACCCCUGGUGAGGAUGCACUCCGGCGCUGCUCAGCUCCGGUUUGACACUCUGCCCCUGCUGCUGCAGAUACUGGUCCCUGCACUUCGCCCAGUCAGCCUGCAGCUGUACAACGCUCAUGAGAAGAAGGAUCUGAAUCACGUGAUUAGCGUCAUGAUCGACUACAGCCUCAACUACGUCCAGGAACGCACACAAGACGGCAGCUACGUCUAUAAUCUGGACCCCAACAUUGAGGAGCUGACGCUGUUCCCCGGUCAGAAACCCGCUCGGUUCCUGGGCUACGGGUCCAAACAGAUGAUCUCUCGCGAGGUCGAGCUCGAGAAGAUGCGACGGACCGAGGCGAGGACGCAGAGUGACGGCGGUGCCAUCGAAACGGCGUCAAGCGGCAGAACCGUCUUGCCAAAUCAUCUGCAAACGCUGAAGCCGAAGACAGUCGCUGGUGAAGUGCAAUGCAGAGAUUUUUUCGGGCGCGUGGUCCAGCAGAGGAAGAAACCGACAGACGCAGGACAGACAGACGAGAUUGUGAAAAGUGACAUUUGGUAUCACUACAAGGAGGGUUUCAGCAAUGCAGUGCGCAGAUCGGUCAAGAUGCAGGACCUGCUGGGAGCCGGGAGAAUGUGAAGGAGAGGUUUGUGACGUCGUAAGACAUCCUGUGUUUUGUUGCAUGGGUGUGACAUGUCGCGAGAAUUGCAGAGGAAAAUUAAUUGAGAGACAAAGAUCUCGUUUUCGGGUAAAGUGAUGUUGGCAGAUCUAGAGCAACGGAUGCUGAGCAAAUUUUGAGUCCUCAGCUACAAGAAAAAAUGUUGCAAUUCU
Molecule: messenger RNA, 6114 nt
Organism: Zootermopsis nevadensis
Lineage: Eukaryota; Metazoa; Arthropoda; Insecta; Blattodea; Termopsidae
Gene: cutlet
Product: chromosome transmission fidelity protein 18 homolog
Biological process (GO): DNA replication
Cellular component (GO): DNA replication factor C complex
Molecular function (GO): DNA clamp loader activity; ATP binding; ATP hydrolysis activity
Source: RefSeq, a predicted model, not a curated record